Messenger RNA from Dufourea novaeangliae, 1806 nucleotides. RefSeq lists its product as uncharacterized. Gene Ontology annotation, biological process: protein ubiquitination; phosphatidylinositol phosphate biosynthetic process; intracellular signal transduction. The coding region runs from base 491 to 1759 and encodes 422 amino acids. The record is from RefSeq and is a predicted model, not a curated record. NCBI's taxonomy places the organism in Eukaryota, Metazoa, Arthropoda, Insecta, Hymenoptera, Halictidae. Gene Ontology annotation, molecular function: 1-phosphatidylinositol-3-kinase regulator activity. The transcript has 3 exons. Gene Ontology annotation, cellular component: phosphatidylinositol 3-kinase complex.
AACGGACAGCGCACACGGCAGGAGCAGAGGCAAAUAGAGGUAUGCUUGGUAUCAGUACGGUGGGAAUAAAGUGGUAAACGACGGUAGGUCAUAGUGGGGGUACCAAGUUUACGAUUCUGGCAUCACUGGUUCCCAUAUCUUGUUUGAUCUAGCAUCUUUUCAUACAGUGCAUGUAUAUCCCUAGCAAGUUACCGGGCAGAACAAUGUGGCAGAUAUAGGAAUUACUAGGGACACGGUCCUAGUUACAACAGCACUAUUACGAGAGGUAUUGUUUACAAAAACAUUGUUGCGUGCGACGUUAAUUUCGGAUGGACGUUCGUGAAACGGGGACCCGUGAUGAAAAUUCUGGAGUCCGUGAAAUAAAAUUGUGCCCGCGGGUUGAAGACAGAGUAAAGAAUAGAUGGCGUGUGAAACAAUUUCUGAUAAGAUAGUGCAACCGUAUCCUUUCCCCGAUUUGGAACCAGUUUGAAAGGUCGCACGACAUUUGAAUAUGAUUAGUCAGACGUCGGAGGAACUGAUCGUUGCCGCCCCUCCUGGUGUAGAGAAAACAUCGAAGCAGGACUUGAGACCGCGGAAAUUGUCAGGAAGAACAUUCGAUUUUCUUCGGAGACGUAAUUCACGACGGGAGACUACGCCGAGAAAAAAAGUUGAAAGGGAGGAUGUCGUAGACGUUCGAAUCGUUGAGUGCAAUGUUAACAAUGCUGUCCCAACGAAGAUGUCGUUCAAUUUUUUCAAAAACAUCAAGAAGCACAUGCAAUUCAAGAAGCUGACAGCAUGGAAAUUCAAGCGAAAAGAGAAUGAGAUUCACGUACCAAGUUCAGAGGACAAGAUCAACUGUAAUUCGUUAAUGUUCUGCAGUGACAACCCUGUUCUUUCCACAGAGGAAAAUAAUCUGUCUGAAAAUGAACCAGAAGGUAUCGUUGAACCUUCUGACAAUCAGAACAAUGAUGAAACUGCAACUAGCAACAAUUCAUCUUUUCACACCCAAGAAGCUUUUGAAAGCCUGCAUGAAACCCUAGACAACUAUUCUGACACCGAUACAGAACUAAGUUUAUUUAACGCACAGGAUAUUGAUGAGCUUCGAGCAAACAAUAAAUGUGAAAAUAUUGUUAAUCCUUUGCGGUCUUGCUCUAGUAACCAGGAACAGCAAUCAGGAUACAAUCUUGUGAUAAGAAGCAGAAUAAGAGAACAUCAAAUUGCAAAUUUUCUGGGAAAUGUAAAUAUCAAUGAAACAAUAAGCAAUGACAACAAAGUGAAAGCAAAUCUAACAAUGGAGCUGCUUAAAUUAAGCAAUUACGGAUGGUAUUGGGGGCCUAUAUCAGGUACAGAAGCUGAUGCUAAGCUAAUCUCUGAACCUGAUGGUGCUUUCUUAGUCAGGGACUCUUCAGAUGACAGACAUGUCCUGACACUUAGUUUUAAAUCAUCUGGUAAAUUGCUCCAUACUCGUAUGGAACAUAGCGGUGGUUUAUUUUCUCUCUGCAACCAAAGUGAAAGCGAAGGAUUCAGCUCGGUAGCCGAUUUAAUUGACUAUUCGAUGAAUUUUAGCCAGUCAGCUGUAAUUUGUUAUUCACGACCUAAGUAUCCCGGUCAUCCGUCUUUUCCAGUUAGACUAACGAAACCAGUAAGCAGAUUUACCCAAGUACGGAGUUUGCAAUACCUUUGCCGUUUUGUUAUACGUCAGAAUACUAGAUUGGAUAAUAUUCAUAAAUUGCCUUUACCAAACACCAUCAAAGGGUACAUAGAGGAAGCUCAUUAUUAAUAUGAAAUGUAAAAGUCAUCUUUUACGAAAACUCGUAUAUCAAUGCA